GAAGAAAAGCCGAGAGCCUUUGGUCAAAGUGGCGCAACAAUGGUGUCCAUUAUAAAGAAUCAGCUGCUCAAGCAUCUCUCUCGUUACACGAAGAACUUAUCGCCGGAUAAGGUAAACCUGAGCGCGUUCCGAGGCGAAGGUGAGCUAUCGAACUUGCAGCUGGACGAAAAUGUGCUGACAGAGUUGCUGGAGCUGCCGGCCUGGUUACGGCUAACGUCCGCCUGGUGCAAUCAUGUUUCGUUUCGAAUAUCCUGGACCAAGCUGAAAAGCACACCGAUUAUGCUGACACUGGAUGAGGUGAACAUAACGAUAGAAACAUGCGAAAUAGCACGGAGCGGAACACCAACCGCUGGACUAUCCAGCCUCGCCGUACCUCAGGGGAAAUACAGCUUUAUACACAAAGUGAUCGACGGUAUCACGAUCGUGGUGAACACGGUGAACGUCAAUCUCAAAAGUCCCGCCUUUACCGCCUCGGUACAAAUGUCCCGUAUACGGGUAGAAUCCCGGACGCCCAAAUGGUUACUGGGCGAUCUGCGCGUAACAAGACUGAAGGAUCCAACCCGUGGCAUGAUACUGAUCUUCAAGGAACUAUCCUGGCAAACAGUUCGCAUCGAGGCUAGCAGCACUCAAGACCUAAGUCUCACACCGUUACGCCUUCUAACGAAUCAAGCUCGGUGUCGCAUCACGAUCAAGAAGCGAUUGACAGACUGUAGCAUUGUUGCAAGCCGCUUGGUACUGAUUCUAGACGAUUUGCUGUGGGUGCUGACAGAUUCUCAGCUAAAAGCGGCACUACAUUUCGUUGACUCGCUAACCGGUCUAAUUAAAGCAUCGAAAAUGGUGGACUACGGAAAAGAGUUCAUGCUGUACCUGAUGAGCGAGAAAUGUUACGAUAACUACUUCGUAGAGUUUGACCUGCUCGAUGGUGACUGUUUCCGUGCACUGCUCAGCAAAGGCUUGGGACUGGGUAUUAUUGCCGGUUCGGUGUUGGUAAAGGUGCCUCAAAUAACUAAGAUUCUUGGCAACAGAUCGGCCCGCGGCAUCAGUCUGUUUAGCGUGUGUCUCGAUCUAUUUGCGAUCACGAUCCAUAUGGCGUACAGCUUUGUGAAUGGGUUCCCGUUUAGUGCCUGGGGUGAUACGGCUUUUCUGGCCCUGCAGACGGCCAUCAUCGCUAUGAUGGUGCUGUUCUUCGGUGGAUCUACCGUGCUGUCGGCGGUGUUUACCUUCGCCUACUCCGCGUUGGUGUACGUGCUGAUGGGAGGUUUGACACCGCUCAACUAUCUGCUGAUCGCGCAGGGCUUUAACGUGCCGAUACUGCUGCUCGGAAAGUUGUCCCAAGCGUUCACCAACUAUCGCAACGGUAGCACCGGUCAGCUAUCGGCGGUAACGUGCUUUAUGCUGCUGGCCGGAUCGAUGGCACGCAUCUUCACGUCAAUUCAGGAAACGGGCGAUCAGAUGAUGAUCAUCACGUACGGUUCAUCGACCUUUGCCAAUCUGGUGAUUGCGCUGCAGGUGCUGUACUACUGGAAUGCGGACAAGCAGAAGAAGGCUGCGCCGGCGGGAGCGGCCGCAGUAAAGAAACCAAAGGCUAAGAGCAAGAAAACCGACUAGA
Anopheles maculipalpis is the source of this 1609-nucleotide messenger RNA. RefSeq names its product mannose-P-dolichol utilization defect 1 protein homolog. Lineage: Eukaryota; Metazoa; Arthropoda; Insecta; Diptera; Culicidae. The coding region runs from base 40 to 1608 and encodes 522 amino acids. The transcript is spliced from 5 exons. Gene Ontology annotation, biological process: oligosaccharide biosynthetic process. The record is from RefSeq and is a predicted model, not a curated record.